This is a messenger RNA of Saccostrea cuccullata (small rock oyster), 1295 nucleotides long. RefSeq names its product presenilin-1-like. Gene Ontology annotation, biological process: Notch receptor processing; calcium ion transport; amyloid precursor protein catabolic process. The annotation marks the transcript as partial. The record is from RefSeq and is a predicted model, not a curated record. Lineage: Eukaryota; Metazoa; Mollusca; Bivalvia; Ostreida; Ostreidae. Gene Ontology annotation, molecular function: aspartic endopeptidase activity, intramembrane cleaving. The transcript has 9 exons. Gene Ontology annotation, cellular component: Z disc; cell surface; apical plasma membrane.
CACCCAAAAGCGGAAAUAGGGGAAAUAACUGAGAUCGAUAAAAGAAGAAGGAAGAGACGAUUCGCUGUAAGUUUUUAAAAUUCUGACAGAUGAGGUGUGAAUGAGCUGGAACGAUAAUUCGUCAGCAGAGUCCGACAGGGCCUCGGAAACCAAACCACUAAUGGAUGGGUGUGUGGACUCAACUCGGAGGCAUUUGUACGAAGAUAUCAGAUCGAAUGACACAACAGCAACUGAAACUGAACAGGCUGAGGAGAACCAUGACAGACAGAUGAACACUCGCCCAGCACGAGACGGGACCACUGUCCAAAGGCGGUCAGCACGGUCUAAUGAUGAAGAAGAGGAGGAUACACUACUGUAUGGGGCCAAACAUGUCAUUAUGCUGUUUGUACCUGUGACGCUCUGUAUGGCAGUAGUUGUAGCUACCAUCAGUUCCAUUACGUUCUACACAGAUAAAGGAGGUUACCUAGUGUAUACACCAUUCCAUGAUGGAGACAAAGCUGAUGCUGACACUGGAACCAAAGUCUGGCAGUCUGUGGCCAACGCUCUCAUUCUACUGGGCGUUAUAUGUGUUAUGACAAUUGUACUCCUCUUGUUGUACAAAUUCAGGUGUUAUAAGGUAAUCCAUGGCUGGCUGAUUACAUCAUCACUAAUGCUUCUAUUUUUAUUUUCCUACAUUUAUCUGGGGGUGGUGCUACAGGCCUAUAAUGUUGCAAUGGAUUACAUCACUGUGGCUCUAUUGAUGUGGAAUUUUGGGGUGGUAGGCAUGAUUUGUAUCCACUGGAAGGGACCCUUAUUUUUACAGCAGGCCUAUCUCAUUGUCAUCUCCGCACUGAUGGCCCUUAUCUUCAUUAAAUAUCUACCAGACUGGACCACUUGGGUGGUGCUAGGUGUCAUGGUUGUGUGGGAUUUAGUAGCAGUGCUUUGUCCAAAGGGUCCUCUGAGAAUUUUAGUAGAAACAGCACAAGAGAGGAACGAACCAAUAUUCCCUGCACUUAUUUAUUCCUCCACUGUGGUUUGGUCUGUUGUUGGAAUGGCUAAGGAUGGAUCUGACAAAAAGAAAAACAAGAAAAAGAAAUCCAAAAAUCAAGCACCAGCAGCCACAGCUGAUCCCGAUCAUUCCGAGGAGGAAGAUGAUGGCGGAUUUUCAGAGGAGAGACCUCCCAGACAUUUGUCUCAGAGCUCUGAAGAAACUGCCAGGGCAGUACGGGCUGCUAGAACUUUAGGAGAUUCAGAAAAUGGUCAGCGACGAAGUACAGAGAGAAAUCAGGCUACAGAGGAGGAAGAGGAGGAAGAAA